Caenorhabditis auriculariae is the source of this 5386-nucleotide messenger RNA. NCBI's taxonomy places the organism in Eukaryota, Metazoa, Nematoda, Chromadorea, Rhabditida, Rhabditidae. The record is from the annotation of a GenBank genome assembly.
AUGUUUCUCGACUUCGUCGUUCUCUCUUCAAUUUUCUUCUCACUAGAGAGUGUGAGUCGUGAAGUAAUUCUCGAAUAUUCUAAAUUUAAUACUCAGAUUUAACAUUAUUGUAAAAAUAUCUUUUAAGAGAGCUAGAAAAAGGAGAAUUUUCUCUCAUUUUGAAUAAGCUAGACAAUCGGUGGUCGUUUUUAAACUAACGCUGAAAAAUAGUUACCGGAUAGCAACCCGGUAUAUUAUAUAGCGUACUCCGGACUACUUGGUAACUUUCAGGUAGGCUUUCUUUUAGGGAUACCGAUGGUAUCGAGAUACCUCUGCAGUUGUUCUUUUUUUUUAAUUCACGAUAUAGCUGAUUCACAGCUAGCUUGGGACGCUAAGGGAACGUGUCUUGUCUGCGCUCGCCACGAGCUAGGCGCUAUUUCGUGCAUUAUCGUGUCAGGACACUUUUUUCGAUGGCUCAAGCCAGCUGUGAAUUGCUAUAUAACUUACCGAGUUAUGCUGUUUUUUUUUUUGAACGGAAAUAUCAAAUUACUUCAUAGGUGAAAGCAGAAGACCUACAGUUUGAUUCGGACACAUGUGGAAAGCUGAAAGGUUGUCUUUACUUUCCGAAAGGAUGCGAUCCUGGCUCUUCCUGUAAAAUCAAAGCCAGCUACGUGGUGAGAGAGGUUAUAAUUUCUUUUUACAUUUUCUUACAGUACGAUAAGCCGUCGGGAAUGAUGGAGAUGCAACUGUCGGGAAAGAUAUCCAAGGACCACUUUGUCGCUUUCGGAUUUUCCGAUGAUGAGAAAAUGGUACCCUUGAUUUUUCGAGCUGUUUUCAAGAAUUUGGAAGGGAAAUGACAUGGUGACGACGUGUUUCAACAACAAUGGAGCAGUGAACGCAAGUCUGGCAGUUAACGAGCCCAACGUCAGGAAAAACAACUUCAUAGUGAACUGAACGCCUUUCGGUCAUUAGAACUUGACACAUUUUUCAGAACGAAAGUGGCCUUUUCGAAGUUAUGAAAACCGGCUCUGCUGAUGGUUUUUCUCACUGCCACUUUAGGUUUUCUUCACUAUUCAAGGGGAGUUAAAAUCCUUUUUCGGACAGAUUUCCAGCGAAAAUGCCGACGGACAAGUUCACGGCUCUGAAACGAGGCAACGACGUUUACUAUCCGUUGAUGUCCACGGGACCAUUCGUGAAUGGCCGUGAGUCUUUUCUUUGUUUUGCUCUCUAAGCGAAGCUUCCAGGUUUGGCUUACCACAACUCGGAGAAAACAAUACAUAAAAGCACAGAUUUCGGGGUUUAUCAAAGAAAGUCGUCGGGGGAAGUAGAGAUAUUGGAAUGUUUGUCGUUUUGAAGUAGUUUCAAUUUUUUUUUUCAUUCUAGCAAAAGCCAAAGUAGAUGUUUCGGAAACAACGACGCUGUACAUGGCCCACGGUACGUUUAGAUUCAUUAAGUCGUUCUUUUGUUUUCGUCGAUAAUCAAAAAUAUUGAGAUGAAACGUUUACAAUGUGAAAAAUGUUCGGCAGCAUACCAUAACAGUUACAGGAAAAAUCUUUUUUAUCGCGCUGACGUUGUUGUGGAUCUUUGGAGGCAGCAAUACGUACUUUUUCUGAGAACCUGAAUAAAGUAUCCAUUGCUUGUAUACGUUUCCGUUUCGAGUUUUCGAAAAUGAAAAUAUUAGAUGAAAAUAAGAACUGUCUCGAAAAGGUUCUCGUCAACAUUUUAGGCCUACAAAAGGCUUCUCGAGGUGUCACAGUUUCGUAAAAUAUCCAGCCUUUUUUUCAAACUCGAAACCAAACUGCAGGAAUUCUGAUGACUUUCUCGUGGACGGUGUUCAUUUCGACAGGAAUUCUCUUCGCUCGACACUUUCGCGAACAUUGGCCUGAAACUCCUAUCAUGGGAAUCAAGAUCUGGUUCCAUGUGUGUAUUCCGAUUUGGUGGCUUUUUGUCAAAAGACUUCUGCAGCUCCAUCGAACAUUUAAUAUGAUUGGAAUUGCCUCGAUGAUUUGCGGCAUUGUGAUAAUAUUUAUUGCGAAAGAGUGGACCUGGAUUGGACCAUCAUUCUCGCGAACUUCCGAAGAGGUUUUUGAAAAAAUCUUUCAUCUUGUUGUUUAUAACUUCUGAUAUUCUCUUUGGAUCUGCCCACAACCUGUUUUUUAGAACGGCACCUGGUCGUCCAUUCAUGCUCUUCUGGGCGCAACUUCAUGCAUUCUUGCCAUUUCGCAGCCGUUGAAUGCAAUGUUAAGGUGAGAGUAACAGUUUUCAGCUUCGCGCACAAAAAGGUUUGAUAAGCCCAUGUGUGGAUUAUAGGCCAUUCCGCGCAAGCUUGUCACAUUUUUCUUUCCGUUAAAAGGCCAGGUCAAAUUCAACCAACUUUCGCUUCAAGACCUUUGUUUCUUGCCGUUAUAAAAGCAGAAAUUUGAUCUAAUUUGGUAUACGGUCUUUUUGGCGGGAAGAAAAACAUGACAAGCUGGCGCGGAAUAGACUAUAUUUUGUAUAAAAAAGAGAGAACAAAAGAAAAGCCGCGGCUUUUUGCUCUACCUGUGUUUUAGACACAAGUACAAUGCUGUACAAAAAAUUCUUAAAAACCAAAAAAAAAAAAAUGAUUUUUGUGAUUUUGAAGAGUUUAGCUUAAAAAGCUUCAAAAUUAGUGGGUGAAGAACGUGAAAAGUUGAUCAUGAGGCGAUUUUCAGGAACUCCAUAUAGUUCAACAAAAGGUAUUUGAUUUCUAGUGGACUCCAUAUUGCAAUGGAUAAUGAUCUUCUCGCCAUUCGUACUUUUAUAUGAAUUCGAGCAAAGCCGAAAUUUUAGACAAAAAAACUUCUAAUAAUUAAAUCACUCAAACGAGUAUUUUCUACGAGAUUGAAAAAUUUGGAAACUAAAAAUGCCGGAUUUUCGUGAUGGCGCAAACAAGGCAAAACACACCUAUGUUGUAGACACAGAUCACAAAAUUGAUCAUAUCGGAUCGUUCUGAGCAGAGCCUUUUGAUACGAGGCAUAGGGGCAGUAAAAAACGGGGUUUCAGGUGAAAGCAGUAUCUUGUAUAGUUUUUUUUUGCGAAUCGUACUGUGUACUCAAAACAAUUACAGAUGUGACAACUUUAGAAGAAAAACGUGAUUUUACAUUCCCGCCUUUAAUUUUGAGAAAUGUUUUGGAUAGGUGUACGAACAACGGUUUACAGUAGCCGUGCACGCGAUGUUGCGGACGUCUCAUUAGACUCGCAUUUUGUGAGAAAUAACCGGAUAUCUGCUUCAAAUCAAGGGUUUCUUUUCUGAAAGAUCAAUUAAGAAAACAAAAAACACACACCGAUAAUGAAGGAAACACAAAAUAUUGCAAUCCCAAUCGAAACCUGUGUAAAAUCACCUUUUCAAUAAAGAAGCAUUUUGCGAACAAAUAUUGCAAAUUUUACAUCAGAUGCCAUCCAGGAGCGGACCAACGUUUCAUUUUCAAUUAUAUUCAUCGUGGAUUGGGUUUUACAGCAUUGAUGCUAGCUCGUGAGUGUAUGAGUGAAGUUUCGAGGUUAAAUGAGACAAUUUUCUAGUUAUGACAAUCAUGAUUGCUGCAAUUCACUUCGAAUCUUUGAACAUGACCAACAUUCCUCUGGCAGUUUUGGUCCUGUUUUUUAUCAUUUUCGUUUUGGUUCUGGCAGGAAUGGAGUUUUUGACAGUUCGCCGUCAGUCAUCCACUUGUUUGUUCAAAGUGAAUCGUUCAUCUUUCAGGAGCUCUUGAAAAUGGUCCCAAGAAAAUCGCGGAAGUCGACGACAGCUAUACAGGUGACAGCAGUUCGCAACAACAGCAACCUUCGACGGCUGGAAAUGAAGAAGACCGCAGAGUAAGGGACUUUUCAUGAAAACUCUCAUAUUUCCAAGUUAAUUAAUCAACUUCCCGAAUUGCAAACAGAAAUGCUUUCGAUCAACGAAAAGUUUUUUGUUUACCUGCUCUCAAAAACCUUCUUACUAAUCGCGCGCUCCAAGUUAUUUCGAAAAAUAAGUAAAAAUCAGUCGAGCGAAUACUACGGGAGAAAUAUUUAACAUCACUUCAGAGACCGUAUGCAAUAAAGGAAAAAAUGAAUUCCCGCCAUGUUCCUGAAACUGGAAAACGACUACAAUCAGUCUUUUUGAGACUGAAAUUUUUUUUCUAUCCGAAUCCUCUUACAAAACCUUAUUACAUCAGAUAAAGUCGAAAUCAAUGACAGAUGAGCGAGUUUCAGGCAUUCUCUGUUUUCAGGAGAAUGGCGGAAUAUCAUUUUCCACUUCAUUUCAUCAGCCUCAGGCAAAUAUUCCCUUUUCUUCCAGCGCGAAAUCUCAUCGAACGCACCAAAAAGCUUUUCAUUUUAAGUACAAUCGUGAGGUAUAGUCAAUCCAUCCCGACUCGGAAGGCGAGAGGGCGGGAUGCGUAGCGUGCAGGUACGCGGUUCUUCGCACGAGUUCAACUCAAGAGUCACCGACUAUUAUAAAACUCUCCUUUACCGCUUUUUUUUUCUCUACUAUUUUGCAAUUGAAAAAUGAAAAAAAAGUUAAUAAAUAAAUUUUAAAAAAAGGGAAAGGAAAAGAGCGAUAAACGAGCUCUCCAAAUAGUCGCUGGCGCGCCAUCGCGGUUGAAUUGAACUCUUGACAAGAGCCGCGAACGCGCACGCUACGCGUCACUCCCUUUCCCCGCCUCCAUCACCUUUCAAGUUGGAAACAAUGGAUUAUAGCUACCGGGUAGCUAUUUAUUAGCUACUUGCAUGGUACCGAAAAGUGUACGCUCGUCAGAAAUCAUACCCGGUAGCAUAGCGACACCUCUCCGGUCGUAGCUAGGGACCAUAGAGAUAGUGCUCUACUGAAAUCGUGCAAAGAGCAGUGCCCGAGCCAGGAUACUUCAUAAAAGCUUCAUGCAUUCUGCAAAUCAGUGCUUUGCAUUUUUCACAGAAGUUUUGCGCUUUUCGCCUGUAAAAAGUGAGCCCAAAAGAGAUGCAAAAUGCGAGGAGCUUCUGUGCAAAAUGCAAAGCUCUGAUUCGUAGGACGCAUGCAACAUUUUUUGCAAAAUGCCGGCAUAGGCACUGCUGGUUGCAGGGAUUUACUAGAGUACCCGGUCACAUACAAACGAUCACCGAUUACCAUACGCCGAUUGACUUUGAAGUUGCUACCUACUUGUAUCGAUCUCCCGAUUAACCAGCUGCUAAUAAAACUCUCCGAAAAAUGACAUUAAAAGUAAUUACUGAAAAAUAUUGAAAUAAAAAGUACGGAAAUAAUAAUAAUUUUGUCGCAAUUUUUUUUUUGAUUGUAUUCAGUUGAGACUCGCAUUUUCUGGUUAAUAACGCUAUUCAGACGAAUCUCUUCUUACUCAAUAUUUUGAUCGUGCAUCUGAGCGUUGCGAUCAUCGUGGCUGUUAUUGUUGCCAUCCACAUCAUAAAAAGCCAUUCCUAA